This is a messenger RNA of Ambispora leptoticha, 483 nucleotides long. The record is from the annotation of a GenBank genome assembly. Lineage: Eukaryota; Fungi; Glomeromycota; Glomeromycetes; Archaeosporales; Ambisporaceae.
AUGUCUCGAUUGAUUUUUUCUCGUUACGCUCCAGCACACUUACUGCGUCCAGCACCACCAUUAGCUAUAAUACGUCUUAAUAGUAUUCUCUUUACUCGAAGCUAUACAACUAAAAGGUAUACAAAAGAACAUGAAUGGGUUAACGUGGAAGAGAGUUUAGCCACAAUCGGAAUAACAGACCAUGCACAAAGCUCUCUAGGUGAAGUUGUGUUCGUUGAAGCUCCAGAGUUAAAUAAAAAGGUCAAGAAGCAAGAUCCCAUUGGCGCUGUAGAGAGUGUUAAAGCUGCCAGUGAUAUUUACGCGCCUGUAAGUGGAGAUGUUGUUCUAGUGAAUGAGAGAUUAAAGGAUCAGCCGUCGUUGAUCAAUGAGAGUCCAGAAGAUGAGGGAUGGUUCUGUAAAAUCAAAAUGUCAAAUUCAUCCGAGAUAAAUGAUUUAUUAGACGCGGAAGCAUAUGAAAAAUUCAUUGACCAAAAGGAAAGCUAA